Messenger RNA from Melospiza melodia melodia, 9241 nucleotides. RefSeq names its product tenascin-X-like. The annotation marks the transcript as partial. The record is from RefSeq and is a predicted model, not a curated record. The transcript is spliced from 35 exons. Lineage: Eukaryota; Metazoa; Chordata; Aves; Passeriformes; Passerellidae. Gene Ontology annotation, biological process: regulation of cell adhesion; neuron projection development. Gene Ontology annotation, molecular function: protein binding.
AUGCCGGUGUCCCUGGAGCUGCGGCUGCUGCUGCUGGCGCUGGCGCUGCGGGGGGAGGCGGUGCCACCCCCGGUGCCACCCCCGCUCUGCGCCCCCCCCGCGGGCGGGGCCUGCGCUUGCCCCGCCCCCUCGGGCGAGGCCCCGCCCCCGGCGCCGCCCCGGCCCGCGUGUCCCCGCGGCUGCAGCGACCAGGGCCGGUGCGAGCGGGGCCGCUGCCGCUGCUUCCCGGGCUGGAGCGGCCCCGACUGCGGCACGGCCGCCUGCGCGCCCGGCUGGGGCGGCGCCCGCUGCCACGUCGAGGUGCCCUGGGUGUCACCCCGCCUGGCCUCCCGCACGCCGACGUCGCUGCGCAUCACCUGGGGCCAGCCCCCGGUGCCACCCGACGGCUACCGGGUGACACUGGUGCCACUGGAUGACCCGGUGGCCAUGACGACGCACGAGCUGCCCAGCUCCGCCGUCGCCUUCUCGGUGACAGGGCUGUCCCCAGGCCGCCCCUUCGAGCUGCUGGUGCAGGCCCGGCGGGGGCCGCACCUGGGGGCACCCGGGGUCCUGCGGCUGCGCACAGCGCUCACCCCGUCCGUGCCCCACCACGAGGGGUCCCCGGGGUCACCUCAGGGCUCCCUGGGGUCCCCAGCAGUGGCACCAUCAGCCCGAGGAGCCCCAGAGUCCCCAGGGUCCCCAGGGUCACCGGUGUCACCCCUGUCGCCAGACUUGUCCCUGGGGUCACCCGGGUCCUUGGGGUCACCAGCAUCUCCCAAGUCACCAGUGUCACCAGAGUCCCCAGGGUCACCAGUGUCACCAGAGUCCCCAGGGUCACCGGUGCCACCAGAGCGCCCACGGUCACCAGUGUCACCAGAAUUCCCAGAGUCACCAGUGUCACCAGAGUCCCCAGGGUCACCGUCCCCGUGGUCCCCAGAGUCCCCGUGGUCCCCCCUGUCCCCAGGCGUCCCCUCCCUGCAGGACCUGGUGGCCCGGCUGUCCCCGUACGGUGGCUCCCUGCUGCAGCGUCUCGAGAGCCACCUCCGGGCCACCAAGUUCCCUCUGCGUGGCAACCAGACGGUGCCGGGGGUGGCCCGUGCCAUCCUGGCCUACAUCCUGCGGCGGCACCCGGGCCUGGGGACAGCGCGGGGACACGCAGGGGACGGUGGAAACCAGGUGGAAGUGCUGGAAUGGGGGGACUUGGACAGGAUGAAGGUGACGGAGCCAUGGAGGGACGUGAGGAAAACAGUCAAACCCGAGCCAGAAGAGCAGCGUCCAUCCCGGCCAGCCCUGGGUGACCUGAGGGUCUCGAGUGUCACGCCCAGCUCUGUGCAGCUGCACUGGAGCGUCCCCCAGGGCUCCUUUGACUCCUUCACGCUGCAGUACCGGGAUGCCCAGGGCCAGCCCCAGGCCCUGCCCAUCGAUGGCGGGUCCCGCUCGGUGACAGUGCCAGGGCUGUCCCCGUCCCGCCGGUACCGCUUCCACCUCUACGGGCUGAGGGGUGAGAAGAGGAUCGACCGUGUCUCCAUUGAUGUCAUCACAGCUGCAGAAGAGCCAGAGGAGCAGAACUUGCCCUCAGAGGAGCCCCAACAGGAGAAACCCCAAACUGAGCCCCCAGCAUCAGAGUCAUUCCCAGCAGGAGCAGAGCUGGGGGAGCUGAGGGUCUCGAGUGUCACGCCCAGCUCUGUGCAGCUGCACUGGAGCGUCCCCCAGGGCUCCUUUGACUCCUUCACGCUGCAGUACCGGGAUGCCCAGGGCCAGCCCCAGGCCCUGCCCAUCGAUGGCGGGUCCCGCUCGGUGACAGUGCCAGGGCUGUCCCCGUCCCGCCGGUACCGCUUCCACCUCUACGGGCUGAGGGGCAGGAAGAAGAUCAACCAUGUGUCCACCGAGGUCAUGACGGCCACUGAAGAACCCUUGCCCUCAGAGGAGCGUCAAGUUGAAAUGCCCCAAACAGAGUCCCCGGCACCUGAGGCACCCCCAGCACAGGCAGUGCUGGAAGACCUGAGGGUCUCGAGUGUCACGCCCAGCUCUGUGCAGCUGCACUGGAGCGUCCCCCAGGGCUCCUUUGACUCCUUCACGCUGCAGUACCGGGAUGCCCAGGGCCAGCCCCAGGCCCUGCCCAUCGAUGGCGGGUCCCGCUCGGUGACAGUGCCAGGGCUGUCCCCGUCCCGCCGGUACCGCUUCCACCUCUAUGGGCUGAGGGGCAGGAAGAAGAUCGACCAUGUGUCCACCGAGGUCAUCACGGGAGCUGCAGAAGAGCCAGAGGAACAGCCCCGGCCCACAGAGGAACCACAGCAGGAGAAACCCCAAACUGAGGCCCCCACAUCUGAGGCACUCCCAGCAAGAGCAGAGCUGGGUGACCUGAGGGUCUCGAGUGUCACGCCCAGCUCUGUGCAGCUGCACUGGAGCGUCCCCCAGGGCUCCUUUGACUCCUUCACGCUGCAGUACCGGGAUGCCCAGGGCCAGCCCCAGGCCCUGCCCAUCGAUGGCGGGUCCCGCUCGGUGACAGUGCCAGGGCUGUCCCCGUCCCGCCGGUACCGCUUCCACCUCUACGGGCUGAGGGGCAGGAAGAAGAUUAUCCACAUUUCAACCGAGGUCAUGACAGGAGCUGCAGAAGAGCCAGAGGAACUGCCCAUGCCAACAGAGGAACCGCAGCAUGAGAAACCCCAUACUGAGGCCCCCACACCUGAGGCCACUCCAGCACUGGAAGACCUGAGGGUGUCUGGUGUCACAUCCAACUCUGUGGAGCUGCACUGGAGCGUCCCCCAGGGCUCCUUUGACUCCUUCACGCUGCAGUACCGGGAUGCCCAGGGCCAGCCCCAGGCCCUGCCCAUCGAUGGCGGGUCCCGCUCGGUGACAGUGCCAGGGCUGUCCCCGUCCCGCCGGUACCGCUUCCACCUCUACGGGCUGAGGGGCAGGAAGAAGAUCGACCAUGUGUCCACCGAGGCUGUGACAGCCAUGGAAGAACCCCUGCCCUCAGAGGAACCGCAGCAUGAGAAACCCCAAACUGAGUCCCCAGCAUCUGAGGCCACCCCAGCACUGGAAGACCUGAGGGUGUCUGGUGUCACAUCCAACUCUGUGGAGCUGCACUGGAGCGUCCCCCAGGGCUCCUUUGACUUCUUCACGCUGCAGUACCGGGAUGCCCAGGGCCAGCCCCAGGCCCUGCCCAUCGAUGGUGGGUCCCGCUCGGUGACAGUGCCAGGGCUGUCCCCAUCCCGCCGGUACCGCUUCCACCUCUACGGACUGAGGGGAGGCAAAAGGAUUGACCGUGUCUCCACUGACACUGUCACAGUGGAAAAGCCCCAAACGGAGUCCCCGGCACCUGAGGCACUCCCAGCAAGAGCAGAGCUGGGGGACCUGAGGGUCUCCAGUGUCACAUCCAACUCUGUGGGGCUGCAGUGGAGCGUCCCUGAAGGAUCGUUUGACUCCUUCCUGCUGCAGUACCGGGAUGCCCAGGGCCAGCUCCAAGCCCUGCCCAUCGAUGGCGGGUCCCGCUCGGUGACAGUGCCAGGGCUCUCCCCUUCUCAGUGGUACCGCUUCCACCUCUGUGGUUUGCAGGGAAGGAAGAAGAUCGACUGUGUGUCCACCGAUGUCAUGACAGGAGCUGCAGAAGAGCCAGAGGAACAGCCCCUGCCCACAGAGGAACCGCAGCAGGAGAAAGCCCAAACUGAGGCCCCCACAUCUGAGGCACUCCCAGCAAGAGCAGAGCUGGGUGACCUGAGGGUCUCGAGUGUCACGCCCAGCUCUGUGCAGCUGCACUGGAGUGUCCCCCAGGGCUCCUUUGACUCCUUCACGCUGCAGUACCGGGAUGCCCAGAGCCAGCCCCAGGCCCUGCCCAUCGAUGGCGGGUCCCGCUCGGUGACAGUGCCAGGGCUGUCCCCGUCCCGCCGGUACCGCUUCCACCUCUACGGGCUGAGGGGCAGGAAGAAGAUUAUCCACAUUUCAACCGAGGUCAUGACAGGAGCUGCAGAAGAGCCAGAGGAACUGCCCAUGCCAACAGAGGAACCGCAGCAGGAGAAACCCCAAACUGAGUCCCCCACACCUGAGGCCACUCCAGCACUGGAAGACCUGAGGGUGUCUGGUGUCACAUCCAACUCUGUGGAGCUGCACUGGAGCGUCCCCCAGGGCUCCUUUGACUCCUUCACGCUGCAGUACCGGGAUGCCCAGGGCCAGCCCCAGGCCCUGCCCAUCGAUGGCGGGUCCCGCUCGGUGACAGUGCCAGGGCUGUCCCCGUCCCGCCGGUACCGCUUCCACCUCUACGGGCUGAGGGGCAGGAAGAAGAUCGACCAUGUCUCCACCGAGGCUGUGACAGCCAUGGAAGAACCCCUGCCCUCAGAGGAAUCGCAGCAGGAGAAACCCCAAACUGAGUCCCCAGCAUCUGAGGCCACCCCAGCACUGGAAGACCUGAGGGUGUCUGGUGUCACAUCCAACUCUGUGGAGCUGCACUGGAGCGUCCCCGAGGGCUCCUUUGACUCCUUCACGCUGCAGUACCGGGAUGCCCAGGGCCAGCCCCAGGCCCUGCCCAUCGAUGGCGGGUCCCGCUCGGUGACAGUGCGAGGGCUGUCCCCGUCCCGCCGGUACCGCUUCCACCUCUACGGGCUGAGGGGAGGCAAAAGGAUUGAGCGUGUCUCCACCGACACUGUCACAGCCACUGAAGAACCCUUGCCCUCAGAGGAGCCUCAAGUGGAAAAGCCCCAAACGGAGUCCCCGGCACCUGAGGCACUCCCAGCAAGAGCAGAGCUGGGGGACCUGAGGGUCUCCAGUGUCACAUCCAACUCUGUGGGGCUGCAGUGGAGCGUCCCUGAAGGAUCGUUUGACUCCUUCCUGCUGCAGUACCGGGAUGCCCAGGGCCAGCUCCAAGCCCUGCCCAUCGAUGGCGGGUCCCGCUCGGUGACAGUGCCAGGGCUGUCCCCUUCUCAGUGGUACCGCUUCCACCUCUGUGGUUUGCAGGGAAGGAAGAAGAUCGACUGUGUGUCCACCGAUGUCAUGACAGGAGCUGUAGAAGAGCCAGAGGAACUGCCCCUGUCCACAAAGGAACCGCAGCAGGAGAAAGCCCAAACUGAGGCCCCCACAUCUGAGGCACUCCCAGCAAGAGCAGAGCUGGGGGAGCUGAGGGUCUCGAGUGUCACGCCCAGCUCUGUGCAGCUGCACUGGAGCAUCCCCCAGGGCUCCUUUGACUCCUUCACGCUGCAGUACCGGGAUGCCCAGGGCCAGCCCCAGGCCCUGCCCAUCGAUGGCGGGUCCCGCUCGGUGACAGUGCCAGGGCUGUCCCCGUCCCACCGGUACCGCUUCCACCUCUACGGGCUGAGGGGCAGGAAGAAGAUCGACCAUGUGUCCACCGAGGUCAUCACGGAAGCUGUAGAAGAGCCAGAGGAACUGCCCCUGUCCACAAAGGAACCGCAGCAUGAGAAACCCCAAACUGAGGCCCCCACACCUGAGGCCACUCCAGCACUGGAAGACCUGAGGGUGUCUGGUGUCACAUCCAACUCUGUGCAGCUGCACUGGAGCGUCCCCCAGGGCUCCUUUGACUCCUUCACACUGCAGUACCGGGAUGCCCAGGGCCAGCCCCAGGCCCUGCCCAUCGAUGGCGGGUCCCGCUCGGUGACAGUGCCAGGGCUGUCCCCGUCCCGCCGGUACCGCUUCCACCUCUACGGGCUGAGGGGCAGGAAGAAGAUCGACCAUGUGUCCACCGAGGUCAUCACGGGAGCUGCAGAAGAGCCAGAGGAGCGGCCCCUGCCCACAGAGGGACCGCAGCAUGAGAAACCCCAAACUGAGGCCCCCACACCUGAGGCCACUCCAGCACUGGAAGACCUGAGGGUGUCUGGUGUCACAUCCAACUCUGUGGAGCUGCACUGGAGCGUCCCCCAGGGCUCCUUUGACUCCUUCACGCUGCAGUACCGGGAUGCCCAGGGCCAGCCCCAGGCCCUGCCCAUCGAUGGCGGGUCCCGCUCGGUGACAGUGCCAGGGCUGUCCCCGUCCCGCCGGUACCGCUUCCACCUCUACGGGCUGAGGGGAGGCAAAAGGAUUGAGCGUGUCUCCACCGACACUGUCACAGCCACUGAAGAACCCUUGCCCUCAGAGGAGCCUCAAGUGGAAAAGCCGCAAACUGAGUCCCCGGCACCUGAGGCGCUCCCAGGAAGAGCAGAGCUGGGGGACCUGAGGGUCUCCAGUGUCACAUCCAACUCUGUGGGGCUGCAGUGGAGCGUCCCUGAAGGAUCGUUUGAUUCCUUCCUGCUGCAGUACCGGGAUGCCCAGGGCCAGCCCCAGGCCCUGCCCAUCGAUGGCGGGUCCCGCUCGGUGACAGUGCCAGGGCUCUCCCCUUCUCAGUGGUACCGCUUCCACCUCUGUGGUUUGCAGGGAAGGAAGAAGAUUGACCGUGUGUCCACCGAUGUCAUGACAGGAGCAGCAGAAGAGCCAGAGGAACUGCCCCUGUCCACAAAGGAACCGCAGCAUGAGAAACCCCAAACUGAGGCCCCCACACCUGAGGCACUCCCAGCAAGAGCAGAGCUGGGUGACCUGAGGGUCUUGAGUGUCACGCCCAGCUCUGUGCAGCUGCACUGGAGCGUCCCCCAGGGCUCCUUUGACUCCUUCACGCUGCAGUACCGGGAUGCCCAGGGCCAGCCCCAGGCCCUGCCCAUCGAUGGCGGGUCCCGCUCGGUGACAGUGCCAGGGCUGUCCCCGUCCCACCGGUACCGCUUCCACCUCUACGGGCUGAGGGGAGGCAGAAGGGUUGAUCGAGUCUCCACCGAGGCUGUGACAGCACCAUCUGGUCAACCAUCAACCCUUCCACCAACCCAAGCAGAGCUGGGGGAGCUGAGGGUCUCGAGUGUCACGCCCAGCUCUGUGGAGCUACAGUGGAGCGUCCCCGAGGGCUCCUUUGACUCCUUCACGCUGCAGUACCGGGAUGCCCAGGGCCAGCCCCAGGCCCUGCCCAUCGAUGGCGGGUCCCGCUCGGUGACAGUGCCAGGGCUGUCCCCGUCCCGCCGGUACCGCUUCCACCUCUACGGGUUACAAAGUGGCAAAAGGAUUGACCACGUGUCCACUGAUUUCGUGACAGAUGCAGCAGUUCCAGAGCAGCUGCCCCUACCCUCACAGGAGCCCCAACUUGAAGACCACAACCCUGAGCAGCCCCAAACUGAGUCCAGCCAGGGACAGGUGGUGCUGGGGGAGCUGAGGGUCUCGAGUGUCACGCCCGGCUCUGUGCAGCUGCACUGGAGCGUCCCCCAGGGCUCCUUUGACUCCUUCACGCUGCAGUACCGGGAUGCCCAGGGCCAGCCCCAGGCCCUGCCCAUCGAUGGCGGGUCCCGCUCGGUGACAGUGCCAGGGCUGUCCCCGUCCCGCCGGUACCGCUUCCACCUCUACGGGCUGAGGGGCAGGAAGAAGAUCGACCGUGUCUCCACCGAGGCUGUGACAGCUGACCCAGAGGAUCUGUCCCCACCCUCAAUGGACACCCCAACUGGGGGCCCCCCAGAUGAGGAUCACAACACUGCACAUCCCCAAACUGAGGCCCCUCCAUCUGCAGCCCCUCCGGCACAGGCGGUGCUGGAAGACCUGAGGGUCUCGAGUGUCACGCCCAGCUCUGUGCAGCUGCACUGGAGCGUCCCCCAGGGCUCCUUUGACUCCUUCACGCUGCAGUACCGGGAUGCCCAGGGCCAGCCCCAGGCCCUGCCCAUCGAUGGCGGGUCCCGCUCGGUGACAGUGCCAGGGCUGUCCCCGUCCCGCCGGUACCGCUUCCACCUCUACGGGCUGAGGGGCAGGAAGAAGAUCGACCAUGUGUCCACCGAGGCUGUGACAGGUGAGGGGGAAGGUCACAGGGCCCGCCCGGCACAGGCGGUGCUGGAAGACCUGAGGGUCUCGAGUGUCACGCCCAGCUCUGUGCAGCUGCACUGGAGCGUCCCCCAGGGCUCCUUUGACUCCUUCACGCUGCAGUACCGGGAUGCCCAGGGCCAGCCCCAGGCCCUGCCCAUCGAUGGCGGGUCCCGCUCGGUGACAGUGCCAGGGCUGUCCCCGUCCCGCCGGUACCGCUUCCACCUCUACGGGCUGAGGGGCAGGAAGAAGAUCGACCAUGUGUCCACCGAGGCUGUGACAGCCAACUUGGAUGAGCCACCCAUGCCUUCAGCAGAUCUCCAACCUGCGGAACCCCAACCUAAAGAUCCCCCAGCUGGGUCCCCAUCAAGUGACACCGCCCCGACCCGGGCAGUGCUGGGUGACCUGAGGGUCUCGAGUGUCACGCCCAGCUCUGUGCAGCUGCACUGGAGCGUCCCCCAGGGCUCCUUUGACUCCUUCACGCUGCAGUACCGGGAUGCCCAGGGCCAGCCCCAGGCCCUGCCCAUCGAUGGCGGGUCCCGCUCGGUGACAGUGCCAGGGCUGUCCCCGUCCCGCCGGUACCGCUUCCACCUCUACGGGCUGAGGGGCAGGAAGAAGAUCGACCAUGUGUCCACCGAGGUCAUCACGGGAGCUGCAGAAGAGCCAGAGGAACAGCCCCUGCCCACAGAGGAACCGCAGCAGGAGAAUCCCCAAACUGAGGCCCCCACACCUGAGGCCACUCCAGCACUGGAAGACCUGAGGGUGUCUGGUGUCACAUCCAACUCUGUGGAGCUGCACUGGAGCGUCCCCCAGGGCUCCUUUGACUCCUUCACGCUGCAGUACCGGGAUGCCCAGGGCCAGCCCCAGGCCCUGCCCAUCGAUGGCGGGUCCCGCUCGGUGACAGUGCCAGGGCUGUCCCCGUCCCGCCGGUACCGCUUCCACCUCUACGGGCUGAGGGGUGGCACCAGGACCGAGCACGUCUCCACCGAGGCCGUCACCGGCGGCCCCGGCAGCCUCAGGGUGGACUCCGUGUGGCCCCGCAGCGCCCGAGUGCUCUGGGAGCCCCAGCCCGGCCCCAGCGACGGCUUCGAGCUGGAGUACGGCCCCACAGGGGGACCCCAAAAGGUGCUGUCGGUGCCCCCCGAGGCCUCGGCGCAGCGGCUCUGGGGCCUGGAGCCCGCGCGCCGUUACCGGCUUGUCCCCCCAGCGCCGCUGCCGUUCCCGCACCCCCGGGACUGCGCCCAGGAGCAGCUGAACGGCCCCGGGCCCUCGCGCGUCGCCGUCAUCUUCCUCGGCGGGGACCCGGCCCGGGCCCUGCGCGUCUACUGCGACAUGGACACCGACGGCGGCGGCUGGACCGUGUUCCAGCGGCGCCAGGACGGCAGCACCGACUUCUGGCGGGACUGGGACUCGUACGCGAAGGGAUUCGGGAACGUCAGCGGCGAGUUCUGGCUCG